Molecule: messenger RNA, 4222 nt
Organism: Spea bombifrons (plains spadefoot toad)
Lineage: Eukaryota; Metazoa; Chordata; Amphibia; Anura; Pelobatidae
Exons: 7
Coding region: 1-3909 (1302 amino acids)
Source: RefSeq, a predicted model, not a curated record
AUGCUUGAAAGAGAGAGAGCACAAUGUGAGGAAAACUCGAUGAACCUGUGCUUGCAAGAUAAUAAGAGCGUCACAAGAAAUAAGAACUCUCUCCAUGGAAAAAGUAUUGCAAACCAAGAGGGAAGUUAUUUGAAUAAAGAUAAAAUAUAUUCCAAGGGAGAGCAGAGUUCUUCAAGCCCCAAUAUGGCGAAUCCUUUCUUUCCUGACCUUUCUGUUCCAAAUGUGUUGAAUGAGUCAUCUGAAGACAUUUCCAGCAGAAACCUAAGAUAUUUUAGCACACCAAUGGCAUCUAAAGUGAAACUAAAGAAACGGCUAACACCUGUCAUGGAAGUGGAGUCAGAGACUACUCAAUCAAGGGAACCCAGCCCUGAUGGGACAAACAGGGUUGAUUUCCUUCAAAAGAAUUUUGCUGAAACUGUACCUUAUAAGAGCCCAGCCCAUUCCCCGCUCUAUAGGAGUUUCUUUGCUUCAGAAUGCCAGGAUAUUGUCAAUCAGCUAUCAGGAAGUGACACUGAAGGAAGGAAUGCAGCAAAAAGAAAAGUAGAUGAGCUUGAUGUGUCCACCAUUGAUGCAGAGCCUCCUCCAUAUGACUCCACACCUAUGAAGUCCAUGCUGGCUUGUGAAGUGGCCAAUAUGAUCUCUUCUUUGGAAAACAGUCCAGUUAAGGAUGCAGACUCCAUGUUUGGUGAGAGUUUGCUGGACUUUGAAAAGUUGGACAUGCAUCUCCAUAAUUUUAGUUUAAAUGAGGAUGUAAAGCACAGUCAGAAGGACAGGGUGUUGGGUAACUGUACUACAGAAGGAAUCUUCUCUCUUGGCGAGGGACUUGGCGACGAUGUUUGCAGUAACAAGAGACAGAAAGUGGAACAAACAAUGGAAGCUGUUGGCUUGAAUUUGCAGAUUCAAAGCUUUGUGGAAACCACAGAAGAGCUUGAUAAGACACAUGAAGAGCCAUUGCAGAAAAUAAACAGGGAAAGUGGGGAAGAUGUGAAGGCAGUCAGUUUAUUAAAUAAGAUUGUGACUGAUAAAGGUGGGUCUGAAGCAAUGAGUGUGACUUUGGAUCUGGAAAAUACACAGAACGUUCCUUAUUGCGUUUCAGCCUCAUCUAAUGUCAUGGCUUUCCCAUCUUGUGCAGAAAGAGACUCUGUGUGUGACCAUGCUCCAGCAGGGAAUACAACUCAAGUAAUCGAGGUUGUACAAAACUGCCUUAUUAACACAACUAAAGAUAUACUGGUAGAUGAAGAGGAUACGGCAGCUCUCACAAAAGAGAUGGUUGAGACGGUCCCCAAGCCCUCUAACAACAAUAUCUUGCAGAAAACGAUUUCAAUAAGUGAUGAAAGCUGUGCAGCCAACAUCACCCAGGUGAUAGAACCUGCAGCCAAUGCGUUUUGUAGCCCAGUCACUAUGAAUGCUACUCGGGAUAUGAAAAUGAUGCAGAAAUCAUCUGGUAAUAUAACCUAUGACAUGGCAGAGAUGCAGAUUGUAGCAAACGCUACUCUGGUCAUUGAGCCUAUGACCAAAGUGUCUCCAAAUACCACGCAGGACAUAUCUGUACACGAUGAAGUCACUGCAGCAAAUACCUCUCACAAGAUUGAAAGUGCACUUAAAUUAUCUCCUAGUACCACUCAGGAUAUUGUGUCCGUGCAAGGGGAAGUCGUUGACACAAACACCACUCGUGAAAUAGAGUUUUCACCCAAAAUGUCUGUUGCAGCCAAACAGUGUUUGAUGUCGGUAUACACUGCAGCAAAUACCACUCAAGACAUUGAGGCAGUGCCUAAAUCAUCUGCUAAUACUACUACUGAAUUAUCGCAUAACAACUCUGUUGCCAGUGCCACUCGGGAGCUGGAGAUGAUAUCCCACGAUAGUUCCUCUCCAGUUGUUGAAGCUGUGUCCAAAUGCUGUCCCAAAUCCACACAGGAGAUUGCUGCAAUGCCUUCUGAGGUCGAUGCUACCAACGCAACUCCGAUGACCGAACCUACGUCUGUAUCAUCUGCUAACGGCACACAGGACCUUGCACCAGUGCAGAAAGAAAGCUCUGUGGCCCAUGCCACACAGGACCUUGUUGCUGAAGAGGUUCCCUUACAGGACAAGAGUCUAAGCAAAGAGCCGGUAAUGACCCCAGAGUAUAUGUCAUGCUCAGGAAAGAUUGCUGCUGAAACAGUACAAAUGAUAGAGACAGAGGCUAUCGUCCAGUUUAUACCUCCUACUCAGGAUAGAUUGCUCACUGGUUUGGAAACGAGCCAAAAUCUUGCAUUAGCACAAGACCAGUUACAUGUAGUAAGUACCACCCAAACGACUGAGCAAGAGUUUUUGACGAUGAGCACAGGAACAGAAAGCAAGCAAGAAAUGAGUGGGGGGCGGCUGACUGUAGCAGAUGAGAAACCUAAAGCAGCAGAGGAAGCUUACAGUAAGGAUUGUGCUGCGGAUGAUGGAGCCGCUAUUGCACACAAUGAAAUCCAAGCUAUUAGCAAGGAAUCUGUGGAUAAACCCGGGCAACAAGAAGCUUGUGAUGCUAUACCGGAGGCAGAGAACAGUCAUGACGAGAGUGUAUUUUCCGUUGGCUCGCUCUCUUUUGUCACUUCUACACCUGUCCCAGGAUUCAACAAUUUUCAUUUCAAGAAUCCCAGCCGUGACUUUGUGCACCAUGACCCCAAUGUGUCCCUCUGCUCUAUUGUGGAGGAACCACCUGAUAUGUUCCUGGAAGAGCGAAAGCUGCCAAUGCGUCAGGGUUCAUUGGAAAAACAAACAGGUGGAAGCGAAAGCCAAGUAAGAAAAGAAAUUCCAAGAGGGACACUGCUUUUCCGUGGCGCCCAAAGAACCCUUCUCCCACAAAAAGACGAAGCAUCCAGGCUACAGCAGCCAACUAGUACUAUUCCUUCAGCACGCCGUUCUCUAGCAUUAAAUAAUGUGCCUACAACUCAGAAGCCGGCUCCCGAGGCAACACACCUUCAGAAUCCCCCAAGAGGACAGGGAAUCCCUGGCAGAGGAGGUAUCAGACCCCCACUUUGCAAGACUAGUUUGCUGAGAGCCAGCAUGGGAAAUAUAAAGCAAAGUGUAGCAGGAACAUCUGGAAACAUCCUACAAAGCAAGAUCGCAGGUAGCCGCUUCAAAACUCCCAAAACUGCAACUCCAAAGGCAAGAGCUGUUAACACCUCGUCCUUGGCGAACGUUUCUUCCUUGGUCAGACCUCCAUCCCGUCUGUGUUGUCCAAGCAGUGGUCCCCUCUCUGUUGCUGGUCAAAGCAGCAAUACUGUUGUACAGGAAGGUGCAUGCAGUACGACUGGUUCUGCAUUACAGCCCCCGGCACCUUCAGGGAUUAGAGCACCCGGGCUUCUCAAACCAGGCCAGUUGUCUUUACGUCCACCCGUGCCAUUGCGGACUUCACCAAGACUGAAAUCAAACCUCCCAGGUUUACCAGUACGGAAAUCGCAGAGAGAGCUGCCAAAACCUUCAUCAACGGCACCUCGAAAUGAAGCUAAUAUCACGAAAGCGGAGAGUCUGAAUAUUGUAAGAACAAUACCAAAAAGAUCUCCCUCGGCUUCUACUCGCCCCAGCGAGCCAAGAGGCAAACCAGCAACUAACCCUAAACAGGUAGAAAAGGCUAUUCCUGGAUCUGAUGGGGGGCUCCAUGUGCCCGCUACAAUGACCGAGAAAACUAUCACGGUUCCUGCUUCCUGUACUCUUAUGGAUUCCUCUGCUUCAGGUGAUAAAUCCCCUGUUGGACAUGAAAAAUGCUUCCAUCUAGAGACUUGCCCGUGCUGCACUGAGAGGCUCCAGUCCCUAUUACAGGAGGUGGAGGAGUUGAAGCGUCGCUUAGGAAGAGUACCAGGUCUUGAAAGUGCUGUUCUUCUGGAGCCUUGUACAGAUGGAUCAAAAAGUCUUCCUACAGAAGUUGAAAGCCUCCCUUCGUAGUAAAGAAACUGGGACUUUUGCCUCUGUUACCCAAAAUACCUCAUGCCUCUUAUAUUGCUCACGUGCCAUAUUGCCUUAGUAUUAUAUUUCUUUUAACCCUUUAGGUGUCAGUGGUGUACACGCUAUUAUGGCAAUUAAAGGCUUAAAUAGAAAAGCUUAUGGGCUCUUCAUAUCCUGGCAAAAUGUCGACCAGUCCGGAGCCGAUGCACAGCACAAUGCGGCUUUUAUAAGCGUGUAUGUCCUGUAUACUUUUUAUAUGUAUGUAAUGUACAUGUGUGACUAAUAAACACUUUCACUUGCAUCUGUCAUACAA